This is a messenger RNA of Notolabrus celidotus (New Zealand spotty), 1204 nucleotides long. Its product is annotated as ras/Rap GTPase-activating protein SynGAP-like. Bases 372 to 1187 code for a protein of 271 amino acids. The record is from RefSeq and is a predicted model, not a curated record. The transcript is spliced from 3 exons. NCBI's taxonomy places the organism in Eukaryota, Metazoa, Chordata, Actinopteri, Labriformes, Labridae.
UGGAGUGUCAGUCGUCAUGGAAACCUGCAGACAGAUUCAGGAAACGGAGUCAGCGUGGUUUCAGUUUCGGCGUGUUCACAGGGGAAACCACAGUCUGCUGCUUUUAGACUUCUGUGAAACCUGAUUGGCCGAGUUUUAAGAAGCACAGUCUUGAUCUGACGCUCACUUCCUCACAGGAAGUCAGUCACCAGCCCGUCGACAGAGACUCAAACUCUCCGCCGCCAUGACCUGACGAGUCGUGGCGCUCUGACCUCGUGCUGUUGGAGGAGUAUGUCUGUGCUGGAGCACAGCUGUCGGUGUACCAGCUGUUUCUGCGUCGUUGGACGCCUCCAUCUGCUCGCUGCCUGCAGGAAGUUGGCGUGUGCUUGAACAUGAGUGGAAGUAGAAUCCCCCCUGAGGGCUGUCAGAGUCCAGUCCAAGGUCCCUGUGAGGUCUCCUACAGCUGGCACCAUUACAGGAAGCCUUGGCAGAGAUUGGACCCCCAGCCCGCUCCACAGCAACCUCUGGACAGAUACAAGUGGAGGACUUCUGACUGCCUGGCACCAAGGGGAACAAAGAUGGCCGCCCAUGAGGGUAAAGGGCACCCCAGAGAGGGUCUUCACCCGCGGCAGCUCAGCCUUUCAAGGCUCCUCUCGGUCCCAGAGUCCCCUUCAGGCUGUGAAGAGCAGCCCAGGUCCAGGUCUCUGCACGGGAUCUUCCCCUACUUCAGGUCCAUUUCUGAGCCGGGUUCAGGUUUAGGCAAGGCCUCGGGGAGGACCAGGGGAGGAGACGCAGAGCGGAGAGCUCCAUCCGUCAGCAGGUUCCUCUCCUCGGUCUCCAGGAGGAUCGGCAGAGUCAUCAGGGACGGGACGGAAACUGAAGCAGGAGAGUCCGAUGUCAAAGGUCCUCCAGCUCACCGCUUCUCCUGCGGUCAGAGUCCGUACACCGACAGUGGAGCCUGGGAGAGGAAGUUCUGCAUCCUGACUGACAGCCAGCUCAUCCUGCUCAACAAGGACGAUGAGGCUGCAGGCGAGGCUCAGGAGAGUCCCACAGACUCAGCCAAGGCUCGGAGUCUCCGCAGGACCGUCAGCGUCCCCUCAGAGGGACAGUUCCCAGACUUCCCAGCAGAGGGCGCCGCCAUGCUAGGUAAGGACCAGAGGAGGGUUGUGGGGAGGCGGCACCGAGGCGUGGGUGUGUUAUUGCCAUGACAACAAACAGUUGUGGC